Dryobates pubescens (Downy woodpecker) is the source of this 720-nucleotide messenger RNA. Its product is annotated as basic proline-rich protein-like. Bases 1 to 720 code for a protein of 239 amino acids. The record is from RefSeq and is a predicted model, not a curated record. Lineage: Eukaryota; Metazoa; Chordata; Aves; Piciformes; Picidae. The transcript has 3 exons.
AUGUCCCGCUUGUAUCCCCUCCAGGCUGGGUCCCGGCGAGCAGUCGUGGUGGAUCCUGCCUGCCCUCCUACUUGCCGGUGGCAGAGGCCGGGCGUCCCGCCGCACGCAUCCUGCGGGCGACAGAAAGAGGCUGCGAUUUGGGGGGCGCCGGUGGAGCGGGAGCCCCGAGAGAAAGUUGAGAGGAAGAAAGAGCAGCGGGGCGGGCCGCAGAGCCGCGCCUGCCCCAGUGCGGUACCGCCCGCCCCGUCGCGUCCCACGGAGCCGGGUUUGUCCCUGCGCGGAGCUCCGCGAGGUCCGGUCCGGCUCGGCGCCGCCAUUUUAACUCCGCCCGCGGCCGCGGAGGCACUGAGCGGAACUGGGAACCACAUCGGCCUAGCCCCACCGCCACCCUCAGGCCCGUUACCCCCUGCCCGUCCACCGGAGCAGGGGGCAGUUCGCCCGGUCCUGGCCUCCGCACCCUCUACGACGGCCCCUCGUCCCCAGGCCCGGAGUCCCCCGGCAGAGGUGCCCGGCCGGGAGAACCAGGACUUUCAGGGACUGCCACGAGAGAAGAAGCACUGCUAUGAGGUGCUCCACGUUCCCCCUUCCCGAAAGCCCUGCCCUCCUGCCAACGCAGACCGCUCCCCCUUCCACGGGAGAGAGCUGCGCCGUGGCAUCCCGCAGCCCCAGGACCCUGCGGCUCCGGUAGUGGCUCUCGGCAUCGACUUAGACACCCUUUGA